Messenger RNA from Lacerta agilis (Sand lizard), 1939 nucleotides. RefSeq names its product aquaporin-12A-like. Gene Ontology annotation, molecular function: channel activity. The transcript is spliced from 3 exons. NCBI's taxonomy places the organism in Eukaryota, Metazoa, Chordata, Lepidosauria, Squamata, Lacertidae. The coding region runs from base 862 to 1221 and encodes 119 amino acids. Gene Ontology annotation, cellular component: cytoplasm. The record is from RefSeq and is a predicted model, not a curated record.
UCUUUGUGUUUUGACUGGGUUGGUGGUAAUCAUAGAAGAGUAAAAAUGAAAUCCUGGCUAUUGCUGAUGUGGCAGUGAUAAGGGAGUAGCUCUGUCCGAGGCAGUUGCACUAUGGUGUCAAAAUGUGUUGGUUUUCCCAGAGAUUUCUGUGACCCUACUGACCUGUCAGCUUUUGCCACGUUUGCUUAAAAAUGCCUUUCUGUGGAAGAACAGCAGAUGUGGUCUAAUCCUUAUCCCUCCCCCUCUUUUAAGCAGUGUCGAUCCUUGCGUUACUGGGCACCUCCCAUCUCCUGUGUGACUUCCAGCAUGGCUGGUUUGAACGUCUCCAUAGCCUUUUUCUUCUCCAUUGUCGCCCUUUGUGAGGUGACCAGGAGGCUCUCCAAGAGAAUUUUUCCACCUAAGCUGUACUCUUGCUUUGCUAGCGAACUGGCCAGCUCAUUCCAGCUAUGUGCUUGCUGCCUUGAACUAAAGAUGCUUGUGGAGAUUGGCCCAUGGGGUGGUGGCUUUGGCCCAGAUGUGAGCUUCACACUCCUCUUCCUCCUCUUCUUGGUUCAUGGUGCUUCUUUUGAUGGAGCUUCUGCCAACCCUGCCAUCUCACUCCAGGAAUUUUUAGCUUUGGAUUCUUCUUUUGUGGCCACAGUUGCCAAACUCUUGGUCCAGUUUAUGGGGAUGAUAGCAGCUGGUGCCUUUACCAAGCUAUAUUGGUCCAGGGAACUGACAGACUUCCACAUGAUUCAAAACUUAAUGGCUCAAGACUGAAGCUCAUCGCUCAACACAUCUAUCUCCCAUGGCAUCUUUGUGGAAGCCACAUGCUCAUUUUUUUUCAACGUAGCGAUUCUCAGGUUCCGAUCCAGUUCUCCCAUGUACAGAGCCCCUGUCAUUGCACUCACUGUUACUGCCUUGGCCUACACAGCUGCACCUUUCACAGGAGCCUUUUUUAACCCUGCCCUGGCAUUUGCUGUGACUUUUUCCUGUUCUGGGAACAGCUUACCAGAGUAUAUGCAAGUGUAUUGGUUGGGGCCCACUGCAGGGAUGCUGGUAGCUCUGUUUGUGUAUCGGGGGAACAUCCCGCGGCUCUUUCAGACAAACCUGCUGUACAGUCAAAAGAGCAAAUACAGGAUCCCCAAGGGAAAAGCAGUUUCAGUGUCUGGUGCUGAACAAAGACAGCCAAAAACACAGAAGGCGAUCAGCUGCUCAGGACCAUCUGACAGAACAGAGUGAAAGAGAUAGGCACUGGUGGGUGGCACUGGGGGUCCUUUCAGUCUUUGAUUGUUGUUAUUAUUAUUUGGCAUGAGGAAGAAGACCUUGAGCAUCUCUCUGUGUUCCUGAGGUCACUUGUAGUGCAUUCUGGCUGGAAAGAGGGACAAAAAGUCAUCUCUCAUGUGCUGCCAUAUCACCAGUGUGUUGCAGUGAGCUAGGUCAUUGCAAAGGUCUGUAGAAGUUAAGACCCUUAACAUUCCAUACAUUCAGGUUGUCAUCUUCUUAGUGCCCUGUUUGGGUAUUUUUCAUUCUGUGGCAUUCUUCUGAAUGGGUGGGAUGAUGUAGUAUCUUGUGGCCCCCACCCAGAGAAAGUUAGCUAUCUUUAGUGCUUUUUUUCUAUGGGUACGCAGGGGUAUGCAUACCCCUAAACAUUUUAUGAAUCUUUGUACUUUUGUCAAUUUACUGUAUUUAUUUCCCCCGAUUUGAACUAUUUUCUGGAGUCAAAAUGAGAGUACCCCUAAGAAAAAAAAGCACUGUCUAUCUUUAUGUUCUGUGACAUGGGAUAAAUAAGGGAGGACCCUGUGGCCCUCUGUAUGUUGUUGGACCCAAGCUCCCAUCAGCCCCACCCAGUGUGGCGAAAUGGGAAGGGAUGAUGGAAGCUGUAGUCCCAAGUUCCCCAGCUCCAUUAUAUAAUAUGGUGGGAUCUUUGGCAUUCUUGAAUGUACAGGCAACUCGCAAC